CGAGGAUCCUCAAAGCCAUGCUAGUGGACAAACAGUGGCUAGAGUUUAGCAAAGACUCGAUGCGUUCUCAUAUCAGCACAAAUUGAAUCGCACCAGGGAUCCAAGCACUUUUAUUCUUUCGUCUCCAAGAUUUGAGAUUGAUUGGAAGCUAGCCAUGGAGCUGGAAACCCGAGGAUUGUGAGCAAGGGGCAUAGAAAAGUGGGCGUAGCACCCUUUUUUCGAAGUUCCCACACAGGUUGAGAAUUGACCAUUCCUGACAUCCAGAAGCUUUUGAUAUCACUCGAAUCCAAGCCUUGCAGCUCGAGAGUCGAGACAAUAAAACGCGUGCGACUGGAAUAUUCUCGCCAAUGGCGAAAUUCGUGUUUGUGCACGGCGCAGGGCAUGGCGCAUGGUGUUGGUACAAGGUCUUGCCUCGUCUCCGUCAAGCGGGCCACGCGGCCCUGGCCGUGGAUCUCUCCAGCGCCGGGAUCAGCACCGUUGAUCCCAACGAGGUGAGAACCUUGGCUCGUUACUCGCAGCCUCUCGUCGAGCUCAUCGAGUUCCUUCCUCAAGGAGACAAGAUCGUGCUCGUGGGUCACAGCCUUGGGGGGAUUGUCGUCACUUAUGUCAUGGAGAAGUAUCCCACGAAGUGUGCAGCGGCAAUCUUCGUGGUGGCAUCGAUGCUCCCUUCGGGUCCCAAAGCUAUAGAGGUCCGAGACAAGGCGGUGAUGUCUGGUUUCUCAGAAAUUGUAGAUAGGUUCUACACCAAGGGCUCGGAAGUUCCAACCUCGUCAAGACUCAAACCGGAGCAUCACCAGCCUGUGCUUUACCAUCUUUGUUCUUCCGAGGACGUGGAGCUAGCAAAUCUUCUUCUCAAACCAAAUCCUUUGUUGCCACCCUCUGAAAUCGCGGUGGAGUACACCAAAGAGAAGUAUGGAAGUGUUCCUCGUUAUUACAUCAAAGGGAUGCAUGACAGAGUGAUACCUGCGGCAAUGCAAGAUUAUCUCCUGGAAAACAAUCCCCCCAACGGUGUUCUAGAGCUUGCAUCUGAUCACAGCCCCUUCUUUUCCACUCCAGAUGAGCUUGUAAAGGCACUUGUAAGCAUCAUAACAUCGUUAAAAUGAAAACAUUCUAGAGAAUUGCAAAUGCAA
Selaginella moellendorffii is the source of this 1130-nucleotide messenger RNA. RefSeq names its product putative methylesterase 14, chloroplastic. Bases 348 to 1103 code for a protein of 251 amino acids. The transcript has 4 exons. The record is from RefSeq and is a predicted model, not a curated record. NCBI's taxonomy places the organism in Eukaryota, Viridiplantae, Streptophyta, Lycopodiopsida, Selaginellales, Selaginellaceae. Gene Ontology annotation, biological process: salicylic acid metabolic process; jasmonic acid metabolic process. Gene Ontology annotation, molecular function: methyl salicylate esterase activity; methyl jasmonate esterase activity; methyl indole-3-acetate esterase activity.